AUGCUUCCAGCAGGAUUUCUCAGCCUUCACAGCACACUCGGAGCCAUCGAAAUUGGUUCUCAAGUUUCAACCUUCCUCUUCGGCAUUGUGACACUGCAGACAUAUGCAUAUUUUCAGCGAUUCCAAGAUGACAGGCUGUAUCUCAGGGCGAUGCUUUGGGCGCCUAGGUGGGGCUAUUAUGGUGCGUUCAAACUUUACCUGUUGGGUAAUGACGUGCCGGGACAGCUAUCUUCCAGGGUGCUUCAGCUAGCGCAUACAAUAUGUAUUCUCGGCGAAGUAUAUCGCGCGACCAUAGUGGAUUGGGGAGAUGUGACGGCGCUCCUACGUUUACCAUCCCCCUUCCUGAAAAUUGCGAUCAUACUGGCAGCAGUUAUCACUUGGAUAUCACACUCGUUUUACGCUUGGCGUGCAUGGCGCAUGCUCCCCAACCCCUGGCGUUACAUGGGCCCUCUCGCCGUGCUAGUUACGACCCUGCGGCUUGCAGGGUCCACGGUGUCCACAGUCAAGAGCUUCCAAUCGAAGAACUACCUUGAAGGCAUGGAGGAAUUCGGUUGGCUGAUUAAGGCUAUCCUGAGCGCCGGAGCAGCCAUCGAUCUCACCCUCGCCUUUUCGAUGGUGUUUUACCUUCAUCUCCAGCGGGGGAAAGUACUGGAGAGGUCGAUGCGAUUAAUCGAUCAUCUCAUGCACUACACCAUAGGGCUUCGCCAGUGCAGCGUCCUGAAUUAUCACCGCGACUUCAAGGAACCGGUCUGUUAA
This is a messenger RNA of Coprinopsis cinerea okayama7#130, 756 nucleotides long. RefSeq lists its product as hypothetical. The record is from RefSeq and is a predicted model, not a curated record. NCBI's taxonomy places the organism in Eukaryota, Fungi, Basidiomycota, Agaricomycetes, Agaricales, Psathyrellaceae. The coding region runs from base 1 to 756 and encodes 251 amino acids. The transcript has 5 exons.